Molecule: messenger RNA, 3139 nt
Organism: Nannospalax galili (Upper Galilee mountains blind mole rat)
Lineage: Eukaryota; Metazoa; Chordata; Mammalia; Rodentia; Spalacidae
Gene: Slc25a13
Product: solute carrier family 25 member 13
Exons: 18
Coding region: 156-2183 (675 amino acids)
Biological process (GO): malate-aspartate shuttle; L-glutamate transmembrane transport; aspartate transmembrane transport
Molecular function (GO): calcium ion binding; L-aspartate transmembrane transporter activity; L-glutamate transmembrane transporter activity
Source: RefSeq, a predicted model, not a curated record
CCGCGCAGGGAGGGCGUGGGGAGGCAGGCCGGGCGCGCACGCCGCAAGGCCGAAUCGCCGCCCCCGCCGCUGCCGGGACGGGAAGUGAGCCGCCGGGGUCCCUGGAACGAGCCAGCCGGACAGCGGGUCCCGCAGCCGCCUGCACCCGCCGAAGCAUGGCGGCCGCCAAGGUGGCUUUAACCAAGAGAGCAGAUCCAGCUGAGCUUAGAACAAUAUUUUUGAAGUAUGCAAGCAUUGAAAAAAAUGGUGAAUUUUUUAUGUCUCCCAAUGACUUUGUCAUUCGAUAUUUGAAUAUUUUUGGAGAAAGCCAGCCUAACCCAAAGACUGUGGAACUUUUAAGUGGAGUGGUAGAUCAGACCAAAGAUGGAUUAAUAUCCUUCCAAGAAUUUGUAGCAUUUGAAUCUGUCCUGUGUGCCCCGGAUGCCUUGUUUAUGGUGGCCUUUCAGCUGUUUGACAAAGCUGGCAAAGGAGAGGUUACUUUUGAGGAUGUUAAGCAAGUUUUUGGACAGACUACAAUUCAUCAACAUAUUCCAUUUAAUUGGGAUUCAGAAUUUGUGCAACUUCAUUUUGGAAAAGAAAGAAAAAGACACCUGACAUAUGCAGAGUUCACACAGUUUUUGCUGGAAAUACAAUUGGAGCAUGCUAAGCAAGCCUUUGUACAACGGGACAGUGCCAAGACUGGAAGAGUUACAGCCAUUGACUUCCGGGACAUUAUGAUCACUAUCCGGCCUCAUGUCCUGACUCCUUUUGUUGAAGAAUGUCUAGUAGCUGCUGCUGGAGGCACUACAUCCCAUCAAGUUAGUUUCUCCUAUUUUAAUGGAUUUAAUUCGCUCCUUAACAACAUGGAACUCAUUAGAAAGAUCUACAGCACUCUGGCUGGCAACAGAAAAGAUGUGGAGGUGACUAAGGAGGAGUUUGCUCUGGCAGCCCAGAAAUUUGGUCAGGUUACACCCAUGGAAGUUGACAUCUUGUUUCAGUUAGCAGAUUUAUAUGAGCCAAGGGGACGUAUGACCUUAGCAGAUAUUGAGCGGAUUGCUCCUCUUGAAGAAGGAACUCUGCCCUUCAACUUGGCUGAGGCCCAGAGGCAGAAGGCCUCAGGUGAUACAGCUCGGCCAGUUCUCCUACAGGUCGCAGAGUCAGCCUACAGGUUUGGUCUGGGUUCUAUCGCUGGAGCUGUUGGAGCCACUGCUGUGUAUCCGAUUGAUCUUGUAAAGACUCGAAUGCAGAACCAACGAUCAACUGGCUCUUUUGUGGGAGAGCUCAUGUAUAAAAACAGCUUUGACUGUUUCAAGAAAGUGCUGCGCUAUGAAGGCUUCUUUGGACUCUAUAGAGGUUUGCUGCCACAGUUAUUGGGAGUUGCCCCAGAGAAGGCCAUAAAACUUACAGUGAAUGAUUUUGUGAGGGAUAAAUUUAUGCACAAAGAUGGGUCGGUCCCACUUGCCGCAGAAAUUCUUGCUGGGGGCUGUGCAGGAGGCUCCCAGGUGAUUUUCACAAACCCUUUAGAGAUCGUUAAGAUCCGCUUGCAAGUGGCGGGGGAGAUCACCACCGGCCCCAGGGUCAGUGCUCUGUCUGUCGUUCGAGACCUGGGAUUCUUUGGCAUCUACAAGGGUGCCAAAGCAUGCUUUCUGCGGGACAUUCCUUUCUCGGCCAUCUACUUCCCAUGCUAUGCCCAUGUGAAGGCUUCCUUUGCAAGUGAAGAUGGGCAGAUCAGCCCCGGAAGCCUGCUCUUGGCUGGUGCCAUAGCUGGUAUGCCUGCGGCAUCUUUAGUGACCCCUGCUGAUGUUAUCAAGACUAGAUUACAGGUGGCUGCCCGGGCUGGCCAAACCACUUACAGCGGGGUGAUGGACUGCUUCAGAAAGAUACUGCGGGAAGAAGGCCCAAAAGCUUUGUGGAAAGGAGCUGGUGCUCGUGUAUUCCGAUCCUCACCCCAGUUUGGUGUCACUUUGCUGACUUACGAAUUGCUACAGCGAUGGUUCUACGUUGAUUUUGGAGGAGUAAAACCCAUGGGAUCCGAGCCAGUUCCUAAAUCCCGGAUUACACUGCCUGCUCCCAGUCCUGACCAUGUUGGAGGCUAUAAACUGGCAGUAGCAACAUUUGCAGGGAUUGAAAACAAAUUUGGACUUUACCUACCUCUCUUCAAGCCAUCAGCAUCUACCUCAAAAGUCAUCAGUGGGGGCCUGUAGGAGUACUGACUGGGAUGUGGCUGUUGAAUGGUUGGAAAUGCAGUAAGAAUGUCCCUUCUCAGAUUGAAGCAAGGCUUCAUCCCUUCCACAGCUGUCUCAUUUAAAUUCAGGUCAAGGCUUUUUUACAUAAAGCCAAAUCAUUCAUUUUCUGGAUGAAACCAGAUCAUGUGGAAUCAUUCCUAAUUAUUCUUUGGAAGUCUGCCCACAAACCUAUGUUUGUGUCUUUCAUUUGCUGGGAUUUGGUCAACACUAACAUGAUUUGGAGCAAGUCUGGAGGGAAAUUGGGGGUCCCCUACCUGGGCUAGGAUGAUAUCUCAAAGAGGCUACGGAAAGGUUGCCAUGGUUCUUAAAGAAAAGUGAUCUGAGAAUGUUGAAAGCUGGUAGGAAGCCGAGUGUAUAUUUAUAAAAGGAAAACACUGGAAGAAAUGAAAAAUUAAAAACAACAAAUAGCCAGCCUGGAUUCAAAUUUUAAACAUGCACAAACUUUGUCUCUGGAUUAUAUUAUGAAGCUCUUAUGUGAAACAUGUUUUUUCAUAAUGAAAACCACAUUGGAGAUGUUUAGUAAUCAUAUUCUGUUGCUAGUACCAAGACUACUAGGGAGAAGUUUUUGCACUUUAAGGAAGUGCUUUUGGCAUUUUUAUUAUAUAGACAGAGGAACUGAGACACAAUCCCAUUGCUGGAUGUGUUAAUUUGGGAUAACUACUUAUGUGAGCACACGUGCUGAUAACUGCCAAUUUCAAUAAACACUGUAAAAAUAAUGUGUACACCCUGGUGCUGCUACCAGCCUAAUCCCAUCCCCAUAGUUGGGAACCCAUUUGCUUUUAAAAUCCACUUAAUUUUAAAUCAUCUAAGACAAACUUCCUCUUAAGUUUGUAUUUAAUUUGGGGCGCCUUGUAUCAUGGUCAGAGGCGUAUGUAUUUUCAAAGGUAAAAAUAAACCAUUUUUAAAGCUGUCAA